UUUCGCAAUCUGAAUUCUUAUCGUUGUCGUCGUCGUCGUCGUCGUCUUCCUCCUCCUCCUCUGCUCCUUCUUCUUCUUCUUCGCUUUUCUUUCUCUUUGGUCGCUUCACUUUGAAGCUAAAUGGCUGCUUCAGCUAUCACCGGAGCUGGCCUCAGCCUUGGGCUAUCACGCUCUACGAUCCGUUCUCGAGCCCAUUCCGUCACAAUGGCCGUUUCCGUCGAUGAGAAAACCAAGAAGAACCUCUCCCUUCGCAAGUCCGAAGAAGCCUUCGCUGCUGCUAAGGAAUUAAUGCCCGGGGGUGUCAAUUCUCCUGUUCGGGCCUUUAAAUCUGUUGGUGGACAGCCAAUUGUGAUUGAUUCUGUCAAGGGAUCUCGUAUGUGGGACAUAGAUGGCAACGAGUACAUUGACUAUGUGGGUUCUUGGGGACCUGCAAUAAUCGGUCAUGCUGAUGAUGAGGUGCUUGCAGCUCUAGCUGAGACAAUGAAAAAGGGAACCAGCUUUGGCGCUCCUUGUCUUCUGGAAAAUAUUCUGGCAGAGAUGGUUAUUGAUGCAGUGCCAAGCAUUGAAAUGGUUCGAUUUGUUAACUCAGGCACCGAAGCAUGCAUGGGGGUCCUCCGCCUGGCCCGUGCUUAUACUGGCAGGGAGAAGAUCAUCAAGUUUGAGGGCUGUUACCAUGGUCAUGCCGAUCCUUUUCUUGUUAAGGCUGGUAGUGGAGUUGCCACCUUAGGACUUCCUGACUCCCCUGGUGUUCCAAGAGCAGCCACCUAUGAAACCCUUACAGCGCCAUUCAAUGACUUCUUAGCUGUUGAGAGCCUCUUUGAGUCAAACAAAGGAGAGAUAGCAGCAGUCAUCCUCGAACCUGUAGUUGGAAACUCUGGUUUUGUUCCUCCCAGACCUGACUUUCUUAAUUUCUUACGCAAAAUCACCAAGGAAAACGAUAGCCUCCUAGUUUUCGAUGAAGUUAUGACUGGAUUCCGUUUGUCUUAUGGUGGAGCUCAAGAAUAUUUUGGCAUCACUCCUGACUUAACCACUCUUGGAAAAAUCAUUGGUGGGGGUCUACCGGUAGGUGCAUAUGGAGGGAGGAAAGAUAUUAUGGAGAUGGUGGCACCGGCAGGACCUAUGUACCAGGCUGGAACCUUGAGUGGCAAUCCUUUGGCCAUGACUGCAGGCAUACAAACUCUGAAGCGCAUCAAGGAGCCGGGAACCUAUGAGUAUUUGGAUAAAAUAACAGGCGAGCUAACUCAAGGUAUCAUUGAAGCCGGGAAGAGAGCAGGUCAUGCGAUAUGUGGCGGCUAUAUAAGGGGCAUGUUUGGUUUCUUUUUCACUGAAGGGCCAGUCUACAAUUUUGCCGAUGCCAAAAAGAGUGACACGGCUAAGUUUGCUAGGUUCUAUUGGGGAAUGUUGGAAGAAGGUGUGUAUUUGGCACCAUCACAAUUUGAGGCCGGAUUCACCAGCUUGGCACAUACUUCUGAUGACAUAAAAAAGACUAUAGCAGCUGCUGAGAAGGUUUUCAGGCAGAUUUGAGUGUUGAAUUCUUCAACAUUGCGCUUAGAGUCUCUUGAAGGUCAGUUUUUCCCUCCUGAAGGCUUGUUUAGUGAGUUAAUGUAGAGUCUUGUAUGAUGGUUUUGAUUAAGCCUGUAAUAUUUUUUGCGUCAUUAGCUCGUCAGUAUAUUACUCUAAAUUGUAACUUUAUGCUUCUUCAGCACGUAGUUAAUAAGAGUUAGAAAUCUUCGUUUGACUCA
This is a messenger RNA of Neltuma alba, 1742 nucleotides long. Its product is annotated as glutamate-1-semialdehyde 2,1-aminomutase, chloroplastic. The record is from RefSeq and is a predicted model, not a curated record. The transcript has 3 exons. Gene Ontology annotation, biological process: tetrapyrrole biosynthetic process. Gene Ontology annotation, cellular component: chloroplast. The coding region runs from base 121 to 1524 and encodes 467 amino acids. Gene Ontology annotation, molecular function: pyridoxal phosphate binding; transaminase activity; glutamate-1-semialdehyde 2,1-aminomutase activity. Lineage: Eukaryota; Viridiplantae; Streptophyta; Magnoliopsida; Fabales; Fabaceae.